AUUGCCUCGAGGUAAACAACGCAUUCAUGGUUUAACAACAUGGCGGUUCAGUGAGCUGUGCUGGAGACACGUUUAGACAUUCAUUUCUAAUUUGCAGUCUUUGCCAAAUAUUUAGUGCUGCAUUUUCGGAAAAAAUAUAUAUUUUCAUACUGCUGAAAGAUAGAUAACAGAUUUUCGGUGUCGAGUUGUCCGUUAACGUCAACAACAAAAUGAGCAACAUUUACAUUCAAGAGCCUCCAACAAGCGGAAAGGUUCUGAUCAAGACCUCAGCUGGUGACAUCGAUAUUGAGCUGUGGUCCAAAGAGGCACCCAAGGCCGCCAGAAACUUUGUCCAGUUAUGCAUGGAAGGCUACUAUGAUGGAACACCAUUCCAUAGAGUGGUGCCAGAGUUCAUUGUCCAAGGAGGAGAUCCCACAGGAUCCGGGACGGGGGGAGAGUCCAUCUAUGGACGCCCAUUCAAGGAUGAGUUCCACUCCAGACUGCGUUUCAACAGACGUGGUCUGGUUGCCAUGGCCAACGCAGGGCCACAUGACAACGGCAGCCAGUUCUUCUUCACCCUGGGUCGGGCAGAUGAGCUCAACAACAAACACACCAUCUUUGGAAAGGUGACGGGUGAUACAGUGUACAACAUGCUCAGGUUAUCCGAAGUGGAAUGUGAUCAGGAGGAAAGACCUUUAAAUCCACACAAGAUACGAACCACUGAGGUGUUACAUUCUCCCUUUGAUGACAUCAUUCCACGUGAAAGAAAAAAAUCCAAAAAGGAUGAAGACAAAAAAGAGGGAAAGAAAUCUCAGUCCAAAGCAACAAAGAACUUCAGUCUGUUGUCAUUUGGAGAGGAAGCUGAGGAGGAAGAGGAAAUGGUAACUCAAGUCAGCCAGACACUGAAGGGGAAAAGCAAAAGCAGUCAUGACCUGCUGAAGGAUGAUCCACUGCUGAGCUCUGUCCCAGCGGUCAACAAGAAAAAAGCCAAAGGUGGGGCUGGAGAAGCAGCAGAGGGUGAGGAUGAUGAGGCUGCGGAGGGGGAUGCGAAUGGUGACGAAGAGGAGUAUGACUCUGACGAGAGGCAGGAAAUGAGGGAGAGGAUCUCUAAGAAGCUGAAGAAGAUGAAGGAGGAUGAGAAGAAGAAUACCGAUCCCAGCGAGGAGGACAGAGGAAAGAGGGCCAACCGCAGCGACGAGCUGCGUCAAGAGGCUCGCCAGUUGAAGAAGGACCUACUGGCCAUCAAAAAGAGGAGGGAAGACAUCGCCAAUCCUCCAAAGAAGGAGGAGGAAGGCGAGGAAGAGAAGAAGCCAGGCAGCGAGGCGGUGGCGGAGUACCUGGAGGGCAAGAAGAAAUAUGAAGACAUGAGGAAACAGAAACUGAAGAAGGGAUCCAGCAGAGAAGCGCAGACAAUGGCGCUGCUGGACCGAUUCAAGUCCAAGCUGUCUUCGGCCAUCACUGAGACCUCCGAGGCCCCUGAGGAGGCCCCUGAGGAGCUGGCAGAGGACGACGACAAAGGAUGGAUGGCCCAUGUUCUCCAGUUUGACGAGCAAACCAGGAAAGUCAAGGAUGCCAACAUGCAGGACGAAGACACGUUUGAGAUCUCCGAUCCACGAAACCCCGUCAACAAACGGCGGAGAGAGGAGAGCAAGAAGAUCAUGAAGGAGAAGAAGGCCAAGAGGUGAGGGGUUAGGGAUUAGGCAUGGAGAUUAACCCCAGCCAUGUGACUGACCAGGCCUCUCCUCUCUUCCUCUCUAAACCUACCACUUCAAAACAACUGUCUCUCCUGAGCGAACUUUGAACCUUGGAAUGCCAUGAACAACCAAAACAAAGCUAUUUCUGAGAAGCUGUCUGAAUCCAUUCACAUCUGAACGAAGGGAACGGCUAACACAAGGCCAGUGUGACUUCAGCCCAUCAGGUUUAUCCCUCCAAUAAAAAAGGAAACGCACAUGACCUGGCAGCUAUAGCUAAUCUAAAACUAUCCAUCAUCAAGACAGUGUCAUUUUGAACUGGAAUGUGAACCCACAUUUCCAAAAAUAGGUUAAUUCUCUGUCGUACAGUACUGUAUGUUGUGAUUGCGGGAGCAUUGGAAAGUAAAGGCGAAAAGGGGUUGAGAAAUGUCGAGAAAUGCCCAGGGAUCCAGGGAAAGUAGUACGGUGAUGGAUGAUGGUCCCAAGUCAUUGACGUCAACAUGUCUGAUGACCAAUGUUGUGAACAUGUACGGAUAAUAAAUGUACCUUUUUGUCAUAAGGCACACGUUC
Oncorhynchus gorbuscha (pink salmon) is the source of this 2240-nucleotide messenger RNA. It is a transcript of the gene cwc27, whose product is annotated as CWC27 spliceosome associated cyclophilin. NCBI's taxonomy places the organism in Eukaryota, Metazoa, Chordata, Actinopteri, Salmoniformes, Salmonidae. The coding region runs from base 210 to 1664 and encodes 484 amino acids. The transcript is spliced from 14 exons. Gene Ontology annotation, cellular component: catalytic step 2 spliceosome. Gene Ontology annotation, biological process: protein folding; protein peptidyl-prolyl isomerization. Gene Ontology annotation, molecular function: peptidyl-prolyl cis-trans isomerase activity. The record is from RefSeq and is a predicted model, not a curated record.